Molecule: messenger RNA, 1200 nt
Organism: Cynara cardunculus var. scolymus (artichoke)
Lineage: Eukaryota; Viridiplantae; Streptophyta; Magnoliopsida; Asterales; Asteraceae
Exons: 4
Coding region: 1-1200 (399 amino acids)
Source: RefSeq, a predicted model, not a curated record
AUGGCGAGAACAUUCCUCGACAAGUAUUUUCCCGCAUUCAAAGCCGCCGGGGUUAGAAGAGAGAUCUGUGGAAUCCAGCAGAAGGAUAUGGAGUCUUUAUACGAGUAUUGGGAGCGCUUCAAGCGCCUUUGUGUAAGUUGUCCUCAACAUGAAAUUUCUGAUGAAUUACUAAUUCAGUAUUUUUAUCAAGGUUUGCUACCGAUGGAAAAAAAGAUGAUGGAUGACGCGAGCGGAGGAGCUAUAGUGAACAAGACGCCAACACAAGCGAGGACUUUGAUAGACACCAUGGCGGAAAACUCCAAGCAAUUUGGAGUACGGAGUGACAUUGGCCGAGGCGCUAGUGAGCUUGCCAUGGGUAAUAUGCCUCAAGUCAAGGCAUGUGGAUUUUGCUCAUCAGUAGCACACCCCACCGAUGCAUGCCCAACUUUACAUGAAGAAGAAGAAGAGAAAGUGAACGCCAUUGGGGGUGGCAACUUUCAUAAUUCAAGCAAUCGGGCUCCCGAACCUUUCUCGAGCACAUACAACCCCGGUUGGAGGCAACAUCCGAAUCUGAGCUAUGCCCCAAGGCAAGGACAAGACGAAUCCGAAGGCAAAUAUGAAUGCCGUCAUUUGAGAAACGGAAAGGAGCUUCAAGAGGUUGUAAAGAAGAAGAAAGAAAAGGUUCAUGAGGAAGAAGAAGAGUUAGAGGUCAAGACAUCCACUUCGGGUGCAAAGGAUGUCAAAGAAGAGGAGUUAAAGAAGAAGACACCCGAAGUGAUAGUUCAAGCACCGCCAUUCCUGAGCCGGUUUGAGAAGACAAAGCGGGAGAGUGAAGAGAAAGAGAUCCUUGACACAUUUCAAAAAGUUCAGGUAAACAUCCCUUUAUUAGAUGCAAUUAAGCAAGUUCCUAGAUAUGCUAAGUUUUUUAAAGAGCUUUGUACGAAUAAAAGGAAACUAAAGGGUAAUGAAAAGAUAAGCAUGAGUCAAAAUGUGUCUGCUGUUUUGCAAAAACAGUUACCACCUAAGUGUAAAGACCCGGGCAUGGCCCUAAAGCCAACUAGUGUGGUAAUCCAAUUAGCGGACAGGUCUAUUGUCUAUCCUAAAGGGGUAUUAGAGGACGUGCUAGUUCAAGUGAAUGAAUUGGUCUUUCCGGCAGAUUUUUAUGUUAUAGAUAUGGAGGAGAAAAAUGCCUCCAAGGCCGGUAUGCUUUUGCUAGGUUGA